This is a messenger RNA of Stereum hirsutum FP-91666 SS1, 2675 nucleotides long. RefSeq lists its product as uncharacterized. The record is from RefSeq and is a predicted model, not a curated record. The coding region runs from base 106 to 2520 and encodes 804 amino acids. The transcript is spliced from 2 exons. NCBI's taxonomy places the organism in Eukaryota, Fungi, Basidiomycota, Agaricomycetes, Russulales, Stereaceae. Gene Ontology annotation, molecular function: protein-folding chaperone binding.
AUCACUCGCGUCCACCUUGAGCUUGACUUGACUACACCUGGCUAUCAUCGCACUUGACUUCAUCACCAGCUUACACCUACCGCUGCUCUACACUCAACUACCAACAUGUUCGGCUAUAACCCCUAUCAAUCUUACCUCUCCCCCUACUCCGACCCUUUCUCUUCCUACUCAUCCUACCCUUCCUCGGGCUACUCCCAACGCACUCGUCGCUCUCCCUCCUCCUCCGCCUAUGAUCAACGCGAAGCCUACCUCCGCGCUCUCGCAGAACAAGAGCAGCAACAACGCGAGCGUGAACGCCAGCGCGCGUAUUCCCACCCUACGCGUGCAGCUCCGAUGCCCUACUUCGCGCAGUAUGAUCCGGAGGAGGACGAGGAUAUCUAUGGGUACGGACCUGGAUCUCGGUUUGGGGGUCGUGGUGGAUACGGCUUUGGCCGUGAUGCGCGCCAGGAGGCGUUAUUGAGGGAGAGAGAACGAGAGUUGGCGUUGGAGAGGGAGAGAGAGUUGGAACUGGAGAGGCGGAGGAGGGCUGCGGCUCAAGCAGUCCUCAGAGAGGAAGAGGAGAAGAGAGCGAGGUUGGCGGCGAUGAGGCAGGCGGAGGAGGAGGAGAGGAGAGCGAGGAUAUUGCAGAGACAGAGGGAGGAGGAGGAUGAGAGGAUAAGGAUGCUGGAGCAGAUGGGAAUCCUGCCGGGCAGGGGAAGGAGGACGGAACCGGCUUGGAAUAACCCCAACCGUACCAGCUCCCGCUCCAUCCCUCGCACUCAAACCCAGAGUAAUGCUCGCAAUCCAUCAACUUCUCGUCCUCGUGGCCCACCAUCCCCCAGUCCACUUCGUCCUUCCCAAUCCACCACGAUACCAACUUCUCCCCAACCUCCGUCACCAAAGUCCUCCACCACUCCCGCCACACCCCCGCCUCAAUCCCGCCCCGCCCCCACCGAAGAAGAACACCACGCCGCCACGAAAAUUCAAGCCUUGUACCGCCGUCACCGCGCCCUUCGAACCGUCCGCUCCAUCCAAUCUUCUUUCGAGACUUCUAAAGCUGCCUUUGUCAGGCCUGCGAUGCUUGAUUUCGUGCAGCCCUCGGCAUCCGGCUCCGGACUGGCGGUUGCGGCAGAUGCGCCUGUCGUCUCCGUACCCGCGUCCAUUUCGACCGAUCAACCCAGAGCGCUGUCCGAGGAAGAAGAAGAGUCCAAACGCGUUACUGACGCCAAAUUAGCCUACACCCACACCAACGCCCCCCUUCACGCAUACACCGAAUCUCUCGUUCAGCUUCUCAAUAAGUUGGACGCCGUGGAGAGCGGAGGGGAUAGGAAGGUGAGAGAGAGUAGGAGGGAGGUUGUUAGGAUGAUUGAGGGGGAGGCGGAGGAGGUGGAGGGGUGGUGGAGAGGAGUUUGGAGGAGUUAUAUUGAGGCGAAGGAGGAUGUGGAGGUGAAGGAGGGCGAGGAGGUGGAGGCGGAGGAGAAGACAGAGGGUGAGGAGGUGAAUGAUGUAGACGAGGGGCAACAGGACGAGGAAAAAGAAGUGGAGAUGAGCGUGGAGUGGAAGAGGGAUGAGAUGGCGAAGAACGAGCGGGAGAUCCAGGAGCAGUCGGAGGUUGCAGGAGAAAGAUUCGUGGACGGAAAAUGCACAGAGGAGAUGGACGUGGAUGUUGGUGACGCCCAGGGAUCAUCUACACCAGCCAACGUCGAGGCCGCUUCGACUCUCGAAGCGAAUGAGCCCAUGCCUGUCGAUCCUCCAACCACGACUGAUACUCCUUCUAACACCCUCACUACCAACGACACCCCCGCAACCCCUAUCCCUGUUGAUGACGACACUACAUCCACACCCGCUACGCCCAUAGAAGUUGACACUACACUUACACCCACAGCCCUCGCCGAUGGUGACGUUGACGUCGACAUCGAGCAUGCACCCGCCACGCCCGACCUCUCUCGCGCCGCCACCAUCGACUCUGCAUCCACGCUCGACCCAGACGACCUCGACCUCGAUGACGGGUCUACUACUCCCAACGAGGAGUACGCCACCCCUUCCGCCGACAUCGACGACGAAUACGAAUGGGUCGACGAUAUCACUCCUCCCGCGAAUCCUGAGCAUGCGGGUGCGGACCAUGACCCCCUCGCCACUUCGCACCCGCCACAUUCACCUUCGCAAUCGCUCUCGAGAACUAGGAAGGCACAUCCAGCUGAACGGAAUGGUGUGGCAGUGAAGAAAGAGAAAGUUUAUGGGCAUGGACAUGUUCAUGGACUUGGUCUCGGUCUCGGACAUAGGACGUUGAGGGCGGAGGUGAGAGGGAGGGAGUUGAUGAAUCUGAAGGCUCCGAGGCUGGGAGCUAGUUCUAGCAGUAGAUCGAGGUCGGCGGGGAGGGUUGGGAGAGGGAGAAGGAGUCGGAGUGCGAGAAAGGUGAGACGGGCGAGUGAGGGUGGGGAGAUGAACAAGGGGGCGAAUAGUCAUGUGGAAACGGAGGGGGUGGAGGUAGAGGGUGGCGAAAGAGACGUGGAGAAGAACGGGGAAGGUCUUGACGUAUAGUCGCUGAUUGCUGCAUCUGAGAAAGGGUCUGUUUAUGUUCUCUCGAUCUGUGGGCUCUGGGUUUUUCUGUAUUCUCAAUGGGUUGUUGGCCUUUCUUAGUCUUACAAUGUAGUAUUAUUCGAUUCAUUUCAGCUCUUCUGCUCAUUCAAAUGAAA